AUGAUGGGCAGUUUUAAUAAGAAGUCUAGUAACGUUACCCAAGGAGGAGGGCAAUCUAGUAGGUUAAAUGUGCCACCUGUUGUGAAUUCUUCCGAUUCCGGUAAUAAUGCUGCUUCUACAGUCCGUAAUGUACAGAAUGGUGCCCCGACGCAAUCUCCAUUACAUGGAACAUCUGAUGCUCCACCGCCUCCAAGCAGUGUUACCAAGCCGUCAGAAGCAUCUGCUACUCAGAGGAGUGCCCGAGCUGUUCCAAAGGCUCCAACUUCUCAUCCUGCUGCCGUGAGUUCAGAGAGUGGGGCGUCCAUGACACCUGCCAAGGUCUUGGAUUGGAAUAAUAAGUCAUGUAUUUACAAUGUUUUUGAUGUCCCAGCCCCAGUGGAUGCAUCUAAGGCAUUUGCUUUUCAAUUUGGGUCCAUUAGUCCUGGUUUUAUGAAUGGGAUGCAGGUUCCUGCUCGAACAAGCUCAGCUCCCCCAAAUUUGGACGAGCAGAAACGUGACCAGGCACGCCAUGAUACAUUUAGGCCUGCUCCUUCAUUACCAACUCCUGCUCCUAAGCAGCAAUUGCUGAGGAAGGAAGUGAGCUCAGCAGACCAAACUAUUGCUGGGGAGAUUCAUCCAGUCCCCAAGGCCAGAAAAGAUACACAAAUCCCACCUGGACCAUCUGUGAGCCAGACGCAGAAGCCUUCUGUUCUUCCAGUUCCUAUGACUUCUAUGCAAUAUCAGCAGCCACAGGUCUCUGUGCAGUUUGGUGGCCCAGGCCCUCAAAUUCAGUCUCAGGGUGUGCCGACAACUUCACUUCAGAUGCCAAUUCCAAUGCCAUUACAGAUGGGGAAUGCUCCUCAAGUGCAACAGCCAGUUUUUAUUCAAGGUCUCCAACCUCAUCCUAUGCAGUCUCAGGGAAUGAUGCAUCAGGGCCAAAACUUGGGUUUUACGACCACAAUGGGUCCUCAGAUGCCUCCUCAGUUAGGCAGCUUAGGAAUUGGCAUUGCCCCACAAUAUCCUCAACAACAGGGUGGUAAAUUUGGCGGUCAACGUAAAACACCUGUCAAGAUUACUGAUCCAAAGACACAUGAAGAGCUGAGGCUUGAUAAGCGGACAGAUGCAUAUCCAGAUGCAGGACCAUCAGGACUGAGGUCUCAUCUCAAUGUUUCCCAGUCCCAGCCAAUUCCAUCAUUUGCACCUUCUCAUGCGAUUAACUAUUAUUCUAGUUCUUACAAUGCCAAUAAUUUAUUUUUUCCAACUCCAAGCUCUCUACCCUUAACUGGUAGCCAAAUAGCACCCAAUUCUCAGCCAGCACCUAGGUUUAAUUAUCCAGUCAGCCAGGCUCCCCAAAAUGUUCCUUAUGUGAAUGUAGCUGCUCUCAAUUCAGUUCCAGUUAGUAAGUCUGGGACUGCAAUUCAUGGUGUUGCAGAACUGCAGAACUCAGACCAUGCUCGUGAUGCACGCAAUGCAAUCUCCUCAACUCCAUCCGGAGUAGUACAAGUGAUUGUUAAGCCGCCUGUUGGUUCUAUUGGAGAGAAAGUUGUGGAGCCAUCUUUGCCAAAGAUCACUGCUGUUGAAAAGGCUGGAUCCCACAAAUCCUCAAGGUCAUCUGGGGAAGCUAGCCCAUCUCCUUCUCAAAGGGAUUCAGAGACUUCUUCAGAAAGCUCUUUACAGCAGACAAAACCUGGUGGUGAAUCAUCAGUCAGGUCACUUCCUGUGGCAGCCACACAGCCUGCAGCGGUUGCUGUUGAUGGUGCAGCGUCUGCUUCCCUGGCUCAUUCUGAUGAUGCAAUACCAGGGGUAUCCAAUGCUGAAGGCCGAAAAAGGAAGUUCUGGAUUGCUGGACAGACUACCUCUUUACCGAGCUUGUCUUCUCGCACUGCGGAACAUGGUAUAUCUUCUGGCAGUGGGUUUUCUGAAACUGAAGAAACUACAACAAAUCCUUCUCCAUCAUCAGCAGGCAGUGAAGUUUUGACUGAAUCAAUCGAGGGACCAGUGUCAACAAUUACUGCUUUGGAUCCUGAUGUUUCUGAAACCAAGGUUGACAAGGCUGGAGAUGGUUUUGACACUGGUUCAUCUCAAGUUCUUGUUGCUGGAGUUGAUCAUACCACAAAUGCCACUCAUGCUAAGCUGGAUGAUUCUUCCCCACAAGAAAAACUAAAAUGUGAAAUUCCAGCAACAGAAGAGCAAGGAGAAAAAGCACUGUCUGAAUUUCCUAAACACAAUUACAGCAUUUCUUCAGCAUCAAUUAAUUCCAAAUCUGCAGACCUUGUCAAGCAAGAUAAAAAGGCAUCUGAUUUGUUUUCUACUUCUGUUGGCAAUGAGGUUCCAGCCGUAGAAACUGCACAGGAGGGGCUGUCAGAACCUGUGACUCGCCACACAGCAAAUGACAGGAUUAUGGAUGAUGAGGAUGCUUCUACAUCCAGAAAUUUAGAUUCUGCAGAUGAUACAAAGUCUUCAGAUGCAUCUUUGAGUCACAGUGAUGGCAUAGGUAACAAAGAAGCUUCUGUUACAAAGUCUGUUGUAUCAGGUCAGCAGGAUUCUGUUCCAGUACCUGAUAUUUCUGAGGUAACUGCAAAACAUGAAGGGGACGGUGUGGGAAAUGCAAGCAGUGGAACAGUCUCCCUUGCGGUUGGUGCCAAAGAAAAGCCUGCUGAACUGACUAGAUCAAAGAGUACCACUGGUAAUGUGAAGAAGAAGAGAAGAGAAAUUCUUCAGAAAGCAGAUCUUGCUGGGACUUCUGAUCUUUAUGGGGCAUAUAAAGGUCCAGAGGAAAAGAAAGAAAAUUUCAUUUCUUCAGAAGCCAUAGAAAGCACUAGCCCUAAUCUGAAGCAGGCACCUGCUGAUGCCCUUCAGGUCGACUCUGUUGCAGGAGAGAGAAGCAGGCAGAAUAAAGCUGAGCCAGAUGAUUGGGAAGAUGCUGCCGACAUGUCUACACCGAAACUGGAAGAUGAUGGGGAACUAUCACACAGAGGAUUGGGACAACAUGAUACAAAUGGGAAUGCCAAUACAGCCAAAAAAUAUUCCAGAGAUUUCCUCCUCAAAUUUUCCGAGCAAUUUACUGAUCCUCCCAAAGGUUUUAAUAUUCCACCUGAAAUAGCAGAGGUUUGGAUAGGUGUCAAUGUUUCUCAUCUUGCUGAUCGGGAUUCAUACCCCAGUCCUGCAAGAGUUAUGGACAGGUCUAAUAGCGGAUCUCGGAUAGACCGCCGUGGGAGUGGUAUGGUAGAUGAUGGCCGAUGGAGUAAACAGCCUGGUCCAUUUGGUCCUGGAAGGGAUUUGAACUCGGAUAUUGCUUAUAGACCUAAUGCAUGUUUUCGACCUGUAACAGGAGGCAACUAUGGCGUUCUGAUGAACCCACGAGCACAGAGUCCUGUAGGGAUUCUAUCUUUGCAAUCAAUGGGUCCUCAGGGAGGGGUGCAGAGAGGUGGUUCGGAUGCUGACAGAUGGCAGCGUUCAGCUAGUUUUAUGCAUAAAGGAUUGAUUCCUUCUCCUCAUACUCCGUUACAGGCUAUGCACAAAGCUGAGAGAAAGUAUGAAGUGGGUAAAGUGACAGAUGAAGAAGAAGCCAAGCAAAGACUGUUGAAAGGCAUAUUGAACAAGCUAACUCCUCAGAAUUUUGAGAAGCUUUUUGAGCAAGUAAAAGCUGUUAACAUUGAUAAUGUUGUGACGCUUAAUGGCGUUAUCUCACAGAUCUUUGACAAAGCUUUAAUGGAGCCUACUUUCUGUGAAAUGUAUGCUAAUUUCUGCUUUCAUCUAGCGGGAGAGUUGCCUGAACUCACUGAAGAUAAUGAAAAGGUAACUUUCAAGAGGUUACUUCUGAACAAGUGUCAGGAGGAAUUUGAGAGAGGGGAGCGAGAGCAAGAGGAAGCUAAUAAAGCUGAUGAAGAGGGUGAGAUUAAACAGUCUGAAGAGGAAAGAGAAGAAAAGAGGAUCAAGGCACGUAGACGAAUGCUUGGUAACAUAAGACUAAUUGGAGAGCUGUAUAAAAAAAGAAUGUUGACUGAAAGAAUAAUGCACGAGUGCAUCAAAAAGUUGCUGGGUCAAUAUCAGAAUCCUGAUGAGGAGGAUGUUGAGGCUCUUUGCAAACUAAUGAGCACAAUUGGAGAGAUGAUUGACCAUCCCAAAGCCAAGGAGCAUAUGGAUGCAUAUUUUGAAAUGAUGGCAAAAUUAUCAAACAACAUGAAACUCUCAUCUAGGGUUAGGUUUAUGUUGAAGGAUGCAAUUGAUUUGAGGAAAAACAAAUGGCAGCAGAGGAGGAAGGUUGAAGGGCCAAAAAAGAUCGAGGAAGUGCACAGAGAUGCUGCUCAAGAACGACAGCUGCAAACUAGUAGGCUUCGCAAUCCUGGCAUGAAUCCUUCUCCAAGAAGGGGCCCUAUGGAUUUUGUUCCGAGAGGGUCAACAAUGUUACCUUCUCCAAAUGCACAGAUGGGUGGUUUCCGAGGGUUUUCCACUCAGGUUCGUGGGUAUGGCAACCAGGAUGUUCGGUUUGAUGACAGACAAUCUUACGAGGCUAAGACGUUGUCGGUUCCCUUACCUCAAAGACCUCUUGGUGAUGAUUCUAUUACUUUGGGUCCCCAAGGUGGUCUUGCAAGAGGAAUGUCCAUUAGAGGAGCACCUUCUAUUGCAGGCACUCCUGUAGCUGAUAUUUCUCCAAGCUCAGGUGACUCAAGAAGAAUGGCACCUGGUUUGAAUGGUUUUAGUGCCAUUUCGGAACGAUCAAAUUACAGCCCAAGGGAAGAUCUCAUUCCAAGAUAUCCUCCAGAGAGAUUUUCAGUUCCACCCGCUUAUGAUCAAAUGAGUGGUCAGGAACGAAAUAUGAAUUAUGUUAACAGGGACCCAAGGAAUCUAGAUCGUCGUUUUGAUAGGCCUCUGGGAUCACCCCCGCCAACACGAGCACAAGGACCACCUUUAGGCCAGAGUAUUCCAACAGGAAAGUUGUGGCCUGAGGAACGACUGCGAGAUAUGUCUCUGGCCGCAAUAAAAGAAUUUUACAGUGCCAGAGAUGAGAAAGAAGUUGCCCUAUGCAUCAAAGAUUUGAAUUCCUCAAGUUUCCAUCCUUCAAUGAUCUCUCUCUGGGUCACAGACUCAUUCGAGAGGAAGGACAUGGAGAGAGAUCUUUUGGCUAAGCUUCUUGUCAGUCUUACAAGAUCUCAGGAUGCCAUUUUGAAUGCAAACCAGCUCAUCGAAGGGUUUGAAUCGGUACUGACUACUUUGGAGGAUGCUGUAAAUGAUGCCCCCAAAGCACCAGAAUUUCUUGGACGCGUCUUUGGAAGAGUUGUUGUAGAAAAUGCUGUCCCUCUAACAGAGAUAGGGCGGUUACUAUGUGAAGGUGGAGAGGAACCGGGCAGCCUUCUUGAGUCUGGGCUUGCAGGGGAUGUUCUUGGAAGUAUUUUGGAGAUAAUCAAAGCAGAGAAAGGAGAAGGUGUCCUAAAUGAGAUUCGUAGUUCCUCCAAUUUGCGUUUUGAAGAUUUCCGGCCUGCAGAUCCUAAUAGAUCAAGGAUACUAGAAAAGUUUAUUUAG
Messenger RNA from Dovyalis caffra, 5502 nucleotides. Lineage: Eukaryota; Viridiplantae; Streptophyta; Magnoliopsida; Malpighiales; Salicaceae. The record is from the annotation of a GenBank genome assembly.